Molecule: messenger RNA, 498 nt
Organism: Lycium barbarum (goji berry)
Lineage: Eukaryota; Viridiplantae; Streptophyta; Magnoliopsida; Solanales; Solanaceae
Exons: 2
Coding region: 1-498 (165 amino acids)
Source: RefSeq, a predicted model, not a curated record
AUGACCUCUCCAAUGAUUCAAAAAGAUAUUGUGAUUGCAUGUAAGAUAGAGACCAUUAAAGCUAUCAUUGAGGAAUUAAAUGGUGACUACUUUACCUUAUUAGUUGAUGAAUCUUUGGAUGUGUCACGUAAGGAGCAAAUGGCUGUUGUUUUACGAUAUGUUGAUCGAAAGGGAUUUGUGAUGGAGCGAUUGAUUGAUAUUGUACAAGUUGAAGAUACUAGUGCUUUAUCUCUAAAGAGUGCAAUUGUCAAUUUACUUUCUCAACAUUCAUUGAGUCUAUCUUAUGUGCGUGGGCAAUGUUACGAUGGGGCAAGAAAUAUGCAAGAUGAAAGUGCUAAGGCAACAAGAUAUCUUGAAGCUUGUCAAACAUUUAAGAUUGCUUUUAUGUUGCAUUUGAUGAGAGAUAUCUUAGGAAUCACAGAUGAGCUUAAUAAAUCGUUACAAAAGAAAGAACGAGAUAUUGCAAAUGCUAUGCUACUCGUUGAAGUAGAAAAAUGA